Erigeron canadensis is the source of this 1572-nucleotide messenger RNA. RefSeq names its product peroxisome biogenesis protein 2. Bases 206 to 1228 code for a protein of 340 amino acids. Gene Ontology annotation, biological process: protein import into peroxisome matrix. Gene Ontology annotation, molecular function: zinc ion binding. The transcript is spliced from 8 exons. Gene Ontology annotation, cellular component: peroxisomal membrane. NCBI's taxonomy places the organism in Eukaryota, Viridiplantae, Streptophyta, Magnoliopsida, Asterales, Asteraceae. The record is from RefSeq and is a predicted model, not a curated record.
CAAAAUAUACUUAUAAUAUGAAAAGUGCCUCCGGCCUCCCUCCUAAAUUUGGGGUUUACAGUGAAUAAUAAAUGAAAAAAGCUUUUUAUCUUCAAUUUCUAGUGUGAAAAGGGAAACAAUUCCAAUCAUCUCUUUUGAUUGAUUAUCUCCUCCGUCACCGGUGCCCUCAAUCUCGCCGGCGCCGCCGUAUCAAAUUCUAAUUCCGAUGAGAGAAACCCUAGCAUCAACUCCACCAAUUGAAGAAACAGCCUGGAUUCAUUCUCACCAAACAUUAUCUCCUCGCUGGCAAUCCAACACUCUUUCUCCACUGUCUGCAAUUCCAAUUGCAAUAUCCAGAGUUAACCAGGUGGAUGCAGGCAGGCUCGAUAUCGAAAUGUCAGCUAUGUUGAAAGAACAAAUGGUUAAGGUUUUCUCCGUAAUGAAGCCAGGAUUAUUAUUUCAAUAUGAAGCAGAACUUGAUGCAUUUCUGGAGUUUCUUAUCUGGAGGUUCUCGAUAUGGGUCGAUAAACCUACUCCGGGAAACGCUCUCAUGAAUCUGCGAUAUAGAGAUGAACGUGCCACGGAUAUUAGAGGAAAAAUUAGGACGGGAUUGGAGGGACCUGGACUCACCGUUUAUCAGAAAUUAUGGUAUUGUGUAGCAACAGUUGGUGGUCAGUAUAUCUGGACCCGUCUGCAGUCCUUCUCUGCUUUCCGUCAAUGGGGUGAUUCUGAACAGAGGUCACUAGCUCGUCGAGCAUGGCUUUUAGUACAACGUAUUGAAGGAUUUUAUAAAGCUGCUUCUUUUACCAAUCUGCUUAUAUUUCUUUACACUGGGAGGUACAGGAAUCUGAUCGAAAGGGCUAUACGAGCGAGACUUGUUUACGGGAGUCCUCAUAUGAACCGUGCAGUUAGUUUUGAGUACAUGAAUAGACAAUUAGUUUGGAAUGAAUUCUCGGAAAUGUUGCUGUUGCUUCUCCCCCUUUUAAAUUCUUCCUCCAUGAAGAGUUUUCUUCGUCCAUUUUCAAAGGAUAAUUCUUCAGGAUCAGGCGGAGAUGAAACACUAUGCCCCAUCUGUCAGGCCAAUCCAACAACUGUGUAUCUUGCUCUUCCUUGCCAGCACAGGUAUUGUUAUUACUGUCUGAGAACGCGAUGUGCCGCAACUCCAUCAUUCCGGUGCGCACGAUGCAGUGAACCAGUUGUUGCAAUGCAACGGCAUGGCGGUUCAAUUAACACCGAAAAGAAUGACUAGUUUCUAGAAGAAUGGAUGAAAAUGGGCACAGAAUGGGCUUUAUACAUAUAGAUAUUUAACGAGGAAUGAACAUUCCCUAUGAAACAAAAGCAAUUGAUUCUGCUUCAUUUACAAUAAUCAUUCUUUCACAAUUGCUUAAUAGUUUUAUAGUAUAUAGCUGUUUGUUUUUCUGGAAGCAUUACGUUCUAGGUUGCCAUGUGAUCAAUCGGUUUUAGACUUCUGGUGGUGGUCUGAUGGAUGGCCAGACAUGUAAGUUGAUGGGGGCAUUAGUGCAUUUCUAUGAUGAAUUGUGUUGCUAUAUUAGACUUUUCUUUGAAAUAUUAGAACCAUUUACCAUUCUUACA